AUGAUAAGUUAUUCACAUAGUGACCGGCAGUUAUGUUAUCAAAUUCAUGAACGACUUGUUCAAGAUGGAUUUAGCGUUUGGAUCGAUCGUGAUAAUAUGUAUGGAACUACAAUGAUUGCUAUGGCAGAAGCUAUUGAAAAUUCUGAAUUUAUUCUCAUAUGUAUGUCAGAUACAUAUAAGCAAAGCGUCUAUUGUCAAUCGGAAGCACAUUAUGCAUUUGAACGACGCUGCCAUUUGAUACCACUUAUUAUGAAACAUUGUUAUAAGCCUGAUGGAUGGCUCGGACAUCGUUCAUCAUCACAUCGAUCAAAUAGUGAACGAGAUAAAAAACGUUCUCGACGUUCAUCUAGUCGAGAUAGACAUAGACGUGAUGGAAAAUCAUCAAAAAAACAUUCAAAAAAAAGUAGUAAAUCUCAUCGUACAUCACGAUCAAGAUCUCCACUUCGAGAAAGUUCAUCAACAACUGAUAAAGAACGUCUUGAAGCUGAACAAAAACGUCUUGAAGAAGAAAUGCAAAAACGUAAAAAUCGUAUUGAACAAUGGCGUGCUGAACGUCGAAUAAUGCUUGGUAUUGAUAAAGUCAUGCAACAAUCAAUUGCACAAUCUACAAAAGGUAAAACAUGGUCACUCGAAGAUGAACGUGAUGAAGAUGAAGAAGAUUUACAAAAUGCUGUUAUACCAUCAAUAGAUCUUAAACGUGAUGUUGCUGCAGCACGUGAAACAGUUAUGGCUUCACAAGCAGACAAACAACGAGAAGCUUUAGAACGUGCAGCACAAGCAGCUGCACUUACUUCAGCUGCAUGUGUAAAUGCUGAAAGAAUCGAUGAUGAAGAAGAAGAUCCUUUAGAUAAAUUUAUGGAAGAUAUUGCAAAAGAAGUUAAAAGUUUUCGUGGAACGAAUACUACUAUUAUUUCAACAAAAUCAAAUGAAAAUAAUUCGAAAGCAAUUACUAGAAUUAAACAAGAACAAUUAUCAAAUAAUACUAAAGGAUCAGUUAUUAAAAUUAUUACAAAAACAAUUAAAAAUGAAUCAACUGUUACAUCAACGAAUGAAUCAAAUAAUGGUACAGUACCAACAACAAAUGGUCAUCAUAAUGAUUCAUCAAUUGUUAAAACUAAAUCAAUGGAUACUAGUGAUCAAUCUUCAUCAGUUCCAUCACGUGUUACAGUUCGUAGUGGUGUAGCUAAACGUGCUAAAGAAAAAGGUCUUAUUAUAGAACAAGAUAUUGAUGGUUUAGAAUAUUCAUCAGAAGAAGAAAGUACGAAACCCAAUGAAGAUCUUGAUGAUAUAUUUGCUAUCAGUGUUGUACCUGAAAUAGCUAAUAUAAAAGAAGCCGAAGUCGCCACAUAUCGAGAAGAGCUCGAUGGUAUUAAAGUAGUUGGUAAACGAUGUCCAAGACCAAUAAAAACUUGGUCACAAUGUAUAACAUCCGAUAAAAUUUUACAAUGUUUUAAAAAAUAUAAUUAUGAAAAACCAAUACCUAUUCAAGCUCAACCAUUACCAAUUAUUCUUUCUAGUAGAAAUAUGAUUGGUAUUACUAAAACAGGCAGUGGAAAAACAUUAGCAUUUAUUUUACCUAUGUUUCGUCAUAUAAAAGAUCAACCACCAUUAGAAGAUGAUGAUGGUCCAAUAGCUAUUAUUAUGACACCAACUCGUCAAUUAGCAUUACAAACAACAAAAGAAUGUAAAAAAUUUCCUCAAUUAUUUAAUAUUCGUUGUGUUCCUGUUUAUGAUGGUACAGGAAUAUCCGAACAAAUUGUAUGUUGA
Molecule: messenger RNA, 1767 nt
Organism: Rotaria sordida
Lineage: Eukaryota; Metazoa; Rotifera; Eurotatoria; Philodinida; Philodinidae
Source: the annotation of a GenBank genome assembly